Drosophila eugracilis is the source of this 4067-nucleotide messenger RNA. It is a transcript of the gene Dnaaf5, whose product is annotated as dynein assembly factor 5, axonemal. Gene Ontology annotation, molecular function: dynein intermediate chain binding. The record is from RefSeq and is a predicted model, not a curated record. Gene Ontology annotation, cellular component: cytoplasm. Gene Ontology annotation, biological process: outer dynein arm assembly; inner dynein arm assembly; cilium movement. Bases 425 to 2944 code for a protein of 839 amino acids. Lineage: Eukaryota; Metazoa; Arthropoda; Insecta; Diptera; Drosophilidae. The transcript is spliced from 3 exons.
UGUCACAUUUUACAGCACUUUUUUCGGAAAACAAAAAACAGCUGAUCAGUUUGGCAUUUUGUUUGUGGCAAGUUGACGUGAAAUUACUGUUUAGGCGAAAUAAACAAAAAUAAAUUUUAGAAAAGCUGAGAGAGAGCAACUAACUGAAAACGCACGCAGCUCGUAAGCAACCGGCAAAAAAGUAUCUUUGGAAUUGUGGAGCGCCAUGAAUAUCUAGAAACGGAAGUCAAUAUUUCAAAUCUUCAAAAACAAGCUGAUAAAUUCAAAUUAAAAAAUAAAUAGCCUUCAGAGAUACACAUUGUUUGAUAAAAGAACAACUUUAAAAAAACCUAAAAGAGGUCUACAAGUAGGAAGAAUACCACAGGCAGAGAAAUAACUAACUUAUUAAGAAAAAAUUGAUUUAUUUUAAAACAAUAUUUUCACCAUGGACUUCGAGAUUGACACCCAGAAGAUUUGUGAGGACUUACAGGGCACCGACAGGCGACAAAAAACCACCGUUUUGGGUGACCUCCGUGACAAGAUAAAAGACUCCCCGAAGAGCGUGAGCACGGAAAGAUUGGCUGAUAUUUUUGAUGAACUUUACCUGCAUCUAUUGAAAUCCUAUCACGAUCGUUUCGAAAGCGUUCGCGAUCAUGCCGUUCAAGCGGUAAAUGCUUUUCUAGGCAUACUACCGCCCAUGGAUUUCCACCUAAUGAAUGUUGUGUCGACAUUGGCAGAGCGUAUGGGACAGGCUGAGACCGUGGAGCCUAGCGAGGAAAUUCGUCUGCAGUACAUAAGUCAACUAAAUUUGAUGGUAUGCCAAUAUGCCAAGAUGGGAAAUGUUGGCGUCUUCAGGGAAUGCUAUCCACUGGUGGUCAAGAUCCUAAUCAAGUCAAUCAAAGAUGAGUAUCCCGUGGUUCAGCGUGAAGGAUGCACAACCUUAGUUAAUCUCGCCCGUGUGGCAGAAUCCCUUGAACUGCGUCCCCAUAUAGAUUCACUACUGGUAGCUCUAUAUGGCAUGUUGAAUCACAAGCAUGCUCAGGCCAGAAUAUCAGCUGUUGAGGCCAUCGGCAGACUUAGUCUGCACAUGGACGCCAGUGGUGAAGGAAUGAGGCGGCUUUUCAAUGAGGUAUCCCCCCUUCUAAUGGACACAAUGCCUUUGGUUCGGCGAGAAGUUGGACAGAUGGGUAUACUUAUGUUAAUGGAGCUUUUGGAUCGUUAUUCCUUCUUCGAGAGAAUUUUACCAUUGGUUCUUUGCUGUCUGAAAGAUGAAUCCCCCGAGGUUCUGAAUCACAUCUACCCACAGUGGGUAGAGUGUGGCAAACUGUAUUUCAAUGAAAAUGAAGCCGAGUUGACGAAACAGGAAAUCAGCGAUCUGCCGGCAGAAAAUUAUCCAGAAAAUGUAAAGCGUCCAACUAUAGGAUGCCGAGCGUUGGUGCAACGUUCUCUCAGAUUAUUGUCACUUAUCACUCGAGAAACUAGUGACUGGAAGGAUAAUGUUCGUCUUCAUGCUUUAAAGCUUUUAUACCAAUUUGUUUUACAUGCUGAGGCUGCCAUGACGGCCAAGUUCUUUGAAAUCUACGGUGAUUUGGCCCAUGCCUGUAUCGAUCCUGUGGCAGAGGUUAGUGCCGAAGCUGCUAAGGUGGCUGACUUAAUGGGUCGCCUCUUGUCCUACGAUGCCUGGAUUGAUCAUGGUUUCGAUGGUCUGGAACGGUUUGCUCGUGAGUCCUAUAUGAGAUGUUUUUACCACAUGUUUACCUCUGCCUUGGGUGGCACAUAUGAUCAACUGCUGAAAUUGGCAAAGCUUCUUCGCACCACCGAUUACUCUCAUACAUUAAAACCAACUUUCCAACUUUAUAUACUAAAACUAUUGGAUACCAUAAUAGAUAAAUCGCUGCAAAUAGAUGCGGGAUACGAUGAGCUGAUGGAACUCUAUGAAUCGGUCUACGUAACUGCCUUUAAGGUUAUGGCCCUAUCAUAUUCCAUUAACAGUAAUGGAAAUGAAGAUGUUAACCGCGGUCAAAUGUUGAUCGAAAGAAUUGUGGAUCUUGAAAAAACUACGAUUGCUAAAAUUCACGAACGUUGGUUCCAUUUGGCCCUGAAGGAUGUGGAGAAUCUGGAUGCAGCUUUGGAAGAAAAUUCAGAGCCUGUUAUGAUGCUAGAUGGUUUGAUAAAUAUGGCCUUAAUUCGAGAUACAUAUUUUGCUGAUCUUAUGGAGAAAGUUAAGCUGGUCUUUGAGCAUUGCUGCGAUAGUGCUCAAGUGAAAAUCUUCAGUAGUCUUUCGGUGGCAACGCUCUUUUGGUCAAAAACUAUGAACGUCGAACGUGAGCGUAGCACUCAGAUAUUAAGUGAGUUUGUUUCGCAAAUUGUGGAACCCUAUUUGACCUGGAAAGCUGGCUCUAAUGCCGAGGCCAUGAGAUCUCUGGCCAUGGCUACACUAUGUGCUUUGGCUCAGGGUGCUGAGUCUGAGUCUGCAGAAGUUCUGCCCUCUUUGGCCAAACAUAUGCCAGGUUUACUGGAAGAUCGUAACGUCACAACUCGUCAUUAUGCCAUUAAGGCGGUAGUUUACUUCCGUGAUAUGUCCGUGGAGGACUUGAAGCCAUUGGCUUAUGCCACUAUGCAGCGCAUGGAUGAUCCUUCGGCUGGUAUCCGUGUCCUGGCUGCUUUGGCUGUGGGUAAACUGAAGCCCAAGUUCAGUGAUUCCGAGACGGAAGCAGAACAUGAGAAGGAAGUCUGGGAUGCUUUCGUUAAACGUGCCAUGGAUCUGAUGUUACUCUAUCAUGAAAGUCCGGAAAAGGAUAUCAGAAAUUCUGUGGAAGUUUCACUUAAGGUACUGGUCAGAUCUCAUCCAGAAGCUUGGGCAGAACGCUUUCCACGUGCUUUGGCCAUGGCUCAGAAAAAGGAUCAACUUAAUGAACUCUUCAACAGGUUAACCAUCGAAGAAGAAACAGAGCCUGAAGAUUAAUCCUAAACUAAGGUCUACAUACUUUCCAUAGUAUUUACAAAUUUUAUAAGUUUAUUAGCUUUUUAAUUUGGUAAAAUGUCAUUUGGCCAAACGUACAUCUAAUCUUUCGAAAUCAAAGGCUUUUCUCUCGAAUUAAAUUUAAAUUUUCGGAAUGACAAUCAAAUUUCCUUUCACAUUUUCUAGUUUACAUUCUGGCAAUUGCUUUAAUUGACUAAUAUAUUUCCACUUCCAAGAGUAGCAAGAACUAUUGUAAACAAAAGCCCAAAAACUAUAAAGUAAAAUGUGUGCAAGCGAAAAUCUCACAAAUCACUUGUUUAUUUUGCCAUGGCCAAAAAUAAUCCGUUUGAUGAUGAAUUGGGUUGCAAAUGGGGAAAAGCAAAUCAUGAAGGAAAAAUCAUCAAAAACUGCAAUUAAUAUACGGCACGAUAUUGGGUUAAAUACUUGAUAAAUAUACGAAUUUAUAAAUAUCCGGAAAUGGGAACAAAAAGCAUUUCGUUUUAAAAAAAAACCAAUCCAAAAAAGUGAAGAUAAAAUACUGCAAAUUGUUUCAUGUUAGGGCAUAAAUAUUACAAAUUCCUUUGGGGUCUGGCUAACAGUCAAUUAGCUGCGCAAAUACAUAUUUUCCCAGACCAUUCAAUCAACUACCAACAACAUCUGAAAUAAUUAAAACGCUGAGCACACAUUUGAACUUGUGGAUCUGGACAGGAAGUUUUUCUUGUUGCAUGAAAUUACCAUUUUAAUGGGCGAGCCCUACGUUUCAAUAAUCCCCGGGAUUAACGAAUCUGGCAAAGUGUUGCAUAACUUUUAGCGCAUUCGUUGUUGGCGCAUCGAAUGGAUGGAUUUUUCAAUCAUCAGCAUCAGCCGACCCAAUUUCCCGGGCAACAGAAAAACUAAUUUGCGCCACUAUGUAGCCGAAAAGUUUGCACACUAUAUUAAAACAAUUUGUCAAAUUAGGCAAAAUGUACAAGUUUCUAAUUAAAAUACCCACACGCGCGCACACGAGCUUCUGGCUUCGUUACAGGGAUGAGGGCGCACAAGUACAGUCCCCGCUCGAAUAAGAAGAACGUUUUUUAUUUAAGGGAAAAACAAAUUUAAUGAAAUAAAUAAUAUAUUUACUAAUGAA